UGUAGCUUCUCAUCCGGCGCUUCCCACUCCAGACUCCUCAAGCCCACAUCCAAACCAUGCACCUCCUCAAGAUCGGCGCCCUCCUCGCCCUCGCGCAGACCCUCAGCGCCGCGGAGAUCAAGAUCCGGACGACCAACCCGCCGGCCAACUCGUACGUGUCGCACUGCUCGGUGAUCCUCGAGGACGAGCUGUUUGGCUGCAAGGGCUCGUCGAAGCCGUUCAAGAAGUCGUGCGGCCGCAACACGGGCGUCCAGACCAAGUCCAUCUGCGGCGACGCCUCGGUCACCGUGGACUGGUACAGCGCCGUGCUGACCUUCGAGAGCGCCGACGGCCGCACCGCCAACUGCACGCUGAGCUCCACCGAGACCGAGGGCCACUGCAACACCGACGACCCGGACGCCUUCCCCGUGGAGCAUAACGGGGCCGGGCGGUUGUUGGGGCCGCGCACUGUGUUUUUGGGCGUGGCGCCUGUUGUUGCGGGGUUGUUGCUUUGAGUGAGGUGUCCAACCUGGGGUAUUGUUUUGGUGGAAUGCUAAGGUCUGUUUUUUUUUUUUUCUGUUUGGGUGUGAGCGAGAGCUGAUAAGUGGAUUCAGCUAGGGCUCUGUACA
This is a messenger RNA of Aspergillus brunneoviolaceus CBS 621.78, 608 nucleotides long. RefSeq lists its product as uncharacterized. NCBI's taxonomy places the organism in Eukaryota, Fungi, Ascomycota, Eurotiomycetes, Eurotiales, Aspergillaceae. The transcript has a single exon. Bases 57 to 494 code for a protein of 145 amino acids. The record is from RefSeq and is a predicted model, not a curated record.